Messenger RNA from Porites lobata, 3969 nucleotides. The record is from the annotation of a GenBank genome assembly. Lineage: Eukaryota; Metazoa; Cnidaria; Anthozoa; Scleractinia; Poritidae.
AUGGUUACGUCCGUACACAAGAGAGGCUUCGACUGUCAACCAUAUCAAGUAAACAUGGCGGCGACCACAAGUGAAACAAACAGCUCACGUUAUCCUUCCGAAAAAUCGGUUAAAGAGGCCUUAGAUAUGUUGAAACCUCCCGGAAUUUUAUCUAAGGUAGGUUUUACUAUAUUUUGUAACGUAAUUGAACACUAUUGUCAUUUUAUUCAACGAAUACUUUCAAUUAGAAUUCUACAAAUCAUUCCACGCGCGUCAGCUUCCAAUCGUUCUCUUUUUUUUUUCAGGCUUACAACCAGUUUCAGCUCAAACGAUACCAGGUAUGUUUUUUCUGUUCUUUGCACUUAGUUUACUUGCUGUGUUCCAUGCUUUAGUAAUGUUAAAUAAUACGUUCUGCUUAGUAAUGUUUCGAUUCCAAUCACAAUAAAGAUUAUAAUUAUAUAGAUUAUGUGCCUAAAGCUUUUAUGAUCCUGCAUUUUCAUUCAGGGCUUUCUUUAAUAAGCUUUAAUUUCGAGGUAAUCUGUCUCUUUUGCUUUAGAUUUCAAGGCUAAAACUACUGGUAUUAUAUUGUAGUAUCUUAAAUUAGAUUUAUUAUGUUUAAAUAAUCUGAAUAUUGCAGGGGUACUUGAACUAGAAAAGCUUAGUUGCUGUGUUAUUACUAAACAUGGUAUCCAACAGCUUAGCUUUUACACUCUAGGAGACGUACCUAAUGUGCCUUGCUGAGCAGCCAGAUUUGAUCAUUCAAUUAGUUUUGUUAUAUUUUUAACAAUGACUUAGACAUGAGCUGCAGUCUCUUAUUUUUCUUGAAAGACAGUGGAGCAUGAUAGCUUAUGAUGCCCACCACAUGGCCAUCGGAGAUGAGAAACAAUGGCAUUAGCCAGAGAAGAUGAAAUAAGGGACCGUACUGGUUUCGUAUAAAAAAUUUUGAGGCAGGCACCUGACCUCUAUGCCACUGUACUUUUAUUUUGUCAAUUCCCAAUGAUUUGGCACUCACAUGUAUUAAUUACUGUUUUGAAAACGAGUUUUGACAAAACUGUUUCUUAAAGCUAUUUGAAAAGGUAUUGGUAAUUAUUCCAAGGAUCAUUCAGUUUAGUUCUCUUAAAGCUAGACAGUCAGGAGUAAGUCAGACCUGAAAUUUUAGGAACUUCAAUUAAUUGGUUCCAGGAAAAAGACACCAAAAAUGUUUGGUAUCUGUAGACUACAAUGCUUUAUAUGUGGCAAAAUUUUAAAAAGGAAAUUCUAAAGCUGAAGUAGAAUAUUCCAGACGGAGGAGAUUAGUUGAAACCCAAACAACCUCUUGUGAGAUGGUGACAGUCGAUAUUAUCUGGAAUAACAUACUGUAGAAAUUAAUUCUACACAAAAUAGAUAUGUGCCUGUGUGCAAGGUAAAAUGAUCCUAAACCACUUUUGAGCUGAAUUGUUUAUAGAAGCCAAGUGUGCAAUUUGCACUCUGGUUGAAGCUGAUAUUUGGGCUAGACUGCAAGCACUCUCUCUUUUUCUUCAGAUUUAGUAGGGGGAGUGCACGCACACUCAAGCCUUGAGCGGCAAAGCCGCAAGACAUGAGAAACGAGGGCAGCAGCCUCUCCUGUCUCGCACCUUCAGUUACCCGUGUGGUCAUUUGCGUGUCUCGGGCGUUUUGCUCGACGGACCAAGAAAAAAGAGAGACUGCUCGUAGUCUGAUUUGGGGCAGCCGAGCCGAACUUUUCUUUGUGUUUGAAUAAUAUGGAUUAUAAAGUUGUCUUUUUCUUUCCUUGAGGGUAACAGAGCAACUCAAAAGAAUGCUACAUAGAAAAUACAUACAGGGUACUAAUUGAAAAAGAGUUUGUUUUUUAGAGGAAUUCAUCCACUAAAUGCUAGAAGUACUCCAUUACAAAUCUCGCUUUGUUAUUCACUGUCGUCCGUGCUAUCCAUUGGCUGACACAUGGUGAAAAUUAGUCAGGUUUUAUUCUACACAAAAAAGGACUUGGUAAUCAGCAGAAACUGCCCUUUAAUAUAAGCAAUAUUUUGUACAUGUAGAUGAAGCAAAAAAAUGUAGUUGUUGUUUUUCUUUUUACCUAAAAAGCCUGCUUGGAAAUUAUUGUUCAUUAUUUUCUGAUUCAAGCGGUAUUUGAUGAUUCAGGGAGGCAACUGGUGCAUAGGUUAUCGGUGACGUGUUAACCCCACCCUCAGGCUUGUUUCUGCCUCUGUUUUGUUAUGCUUUUGAAAUAGCGGCUAAACAAUCUUUGGUAUUUGAGUGCUCAGUACCCUGUACACAGUCUGUAUAACACCUUUUUCAGAUCAUGUUGCAAAACGAACGAUUUAGAGACUUUCGGUGGAAAAAUUCUAUAUGGCUUUGUCUGAUCUCUUAAGAUGCUGCCAAGAUGGAGAGAAAAAAUCGUCACUUAUUCCAGUCUUUGUUUGUUGUUACUUCUCGUAUAAUCUGCACUGCAUCGGUUCAAUUUAGUCCAGGUUACAUUGAAACGGCAACGUCAAAACAACGAAACGUAUCGUGUCUUUACAAAAGAGCAAGACCAGUUUGUUUUGAGUAUAAAUACAUUUUUUUAAUGUAACCAUUGCAUGGCAGAGUAGCGUUAACGAGGUGCUUAUUACAGGGACUGGAAGAGGGAUCCUGAUCCCGCAUUCCCGCUCCGUUUUCGGGACAAUCCCGAAUCCCGAACUUAGAAGUCAAAUCCCUUAUUCUGUCAAGAAAUCGAGUUUGCGUUUACCCGAAUCCCGCACUGUUAAUUCCGGAUCCCGAGAGUACCCUCCUUAAAUUUGUGAAAAGUUAGUCAAGUGAUCAUAUAAAUAACGUGUUAAUUGCCGUACAGUGGUGAAAAUCAUUGUUGCGUAUCAUCCCUGCUUACAAUAAGCUUAUUAAACCUGCAGGUAUUGACUCUUUGUAGUACAAUGCAUGUUGCGUGGCAACGUUUAUUCAUCUUUCAUUUUAAAACAGUUCAAAACCAUUCAAAGCAGCUCAAAACAAACAGAAUCUCGAGUUGACGAAACCUUCUUAACACUCGAGCUUUUUCAAAGUCAAACUGAGUUAACCAAAAUGGGUGACUAUCCAGGCAGCGGAUAUAAAAUGUCAUCCUAUGGUCUUAAAACAUACAACCCUCAAGAAACUGUUGGUCAAUGGACGCAGUGUUGUAAGGUAGUCAGUCAUUUGCGCUUGCUUUGCAUCAUAGAAGUAACCGUAGUCAGACAAGUCAAUUUCGAUCUUGGCUUUCCGGUCUACUUAAGACUUCAGUCUUUGGUGUUGACCUUAGUAGACCCAGUUUGCAGUCGUUUUGCCCAGCCGUGGGAUUUGGUACCACAACCUUACGGUGGACGUUGUCGUGGACAGCCUCGAACUGAGGGCGCUUUCAAAAGGUCAGAACUGGCGGGCCGAACCCUGGCUUUUUUUCAAUUUUUCCCACCAACCCCAUGCAUAUUUGCAUAUUAUUUAGGAAUUUACUGGUCUGGCUGGAUAGUUCUGAUCAAAAAUGAAAUUCUCAUUACGACAGAAAUGGUCUGGCCGGCCAGUUCUGACAUAUGAAAAGUGCUCUAAGACUGCGAGGUUGUUUGCUUUCAGACUUUGUCCACGCAAGUCCGUUUAAGGCCCAGUUCAAAUAUCUCUCAUACAGUCUAUCUCUUUCGCGGUCGCGUUAAAAUUGGGCCUGUCGUCCGCCGGAAUCCUUAUUUACCAAGAAAAACAAUAAGAGAGCCUGGUCUCAGGUUAGCGGGAACAUGUAAGAUUUUCCUCGAAAAUAUUUGCUAAGGCAUUUAAUGGUAUACAUAUCCCAUGCGAUGAUGAUGAGAAUACAUAAGUAUAAUGUCUUGAUUUCCUGUCUCUCAUCAGGAAACCAGGGUAGCGGUGCCGUCUUUAUCUUCAUCAGUGAUCGGCCAUCCUCAACGCAAUCCUCUAGAGUUUCCAGAUCGGCAACACGUCAGAGUAGAGAUUUGCAAGAAAGACUUUCUUAGACUUGGGGGAACUAAUAUUGGAGAUACAGACUGA